Messenger RNA from Leptosia nina, 1140 nucleotides. The record is from the annotation of a GenBank genome assembly. Lineage: Eukaryota; Metazoa; Arthropoda; Insecta; Lepidoptera; Pieridae.
AUGGCUAUUCUUAAUUGUAAACUAUCAGGGCGCACUGGGUUAGUAUGGAUUGUGCUCAUAAUUGGUGGGAUAAUCAUAGCAGCAUCUGCUUCAGCGGCUUUCACCUCGUCAAGCCUCCAAAACCAUAGUCCAGAUUCUUGUAGACCAACAGUUAUCGCUCACAGAGGAGCUAGCGGUUACGCACCUGAACACACCCUGGGGUCAUACGCACUAGCUAUAACUAUGGGUGCCGAUUACAUAGAACCUGAUUUAGUUAUGACAAAGGAUGGCGUUAUGAUAGCAAGACAUGAUAAUGAACUGGGCCUAACAACAAACAUUGCUGAACAUCCAGAAUUCGCAGAUAGGCGUAAAACGCAAACAAUAGACGGUAAAGAAGUGACUGGCUGGUUCACGGAAGAUUUUACUCUGUCAGAAAUCAAGCAGCUAAAAGCAGUUGAAAGAAUACCAGAGGUACGACCAGGUAAUGCGAGAAUGAACGAUGUAUUCGACAUUCCCACGUUUCAAGAAAUUAUUGAUUUAGUGAAAAGUUUACAGACUUUCCAAAAACGAACAAUUGGGAUAUACCCAGAAAUCAAACAUGGCAGUCACUUUAAGAAACUAGGAUUGGCUAUGGAACGCUUGGUAGUGGACACCUUUCAUACAAAUGGUUAUAGAGACCGCGAUUCACCCGUUUAUAUCCAGUCGUUUGAAGUGCAAAACCUGAAAGAGUUGAAAGAAAUGACUAACCUCCGCCUGCUCCAAUUAUAUGAAAGUGAUAAGAGUUCUCAGCCUGCAGAUCAAGUAAUUUUAGGAACUAAUCUGACGUACGGAAUAAUGGCAACGCCUGAAGGCUUAGCCGAAGUUGCAAAGUACUCAUAUGCUGUAGGACCCGACAAAUCAUACAUAAUUCCUCGGAAUGAUGAUAAUAAGCUGGGGGAACCUACAACAUUCGUGGCUGACGCUCACAAAGCUGGUUUAAAAGUCCAUCCCUAUACAUUUCGAGCAGAGAAUACAUUUUUACCUAAAGAAUUUCAAAGUAGCGAUACAGCUCCUUCAGCUAGAGGUAAUCUAGCUGGUGAACUAAGAGCAUAUAUCGAUGCUGGUAUAGAUGGCUUAUUUUCAGAUCAACCUGACAUACCUUUAGGUAUUCGUAAUUGCUAA